Messenger RNA from Solea senegalensis (Senegalese sole), 8236 nucleotides. RefSeq names its product SH3 and multiple ankyrin repeat domains 1 (gene shank1). Bases 399 to 7781 code for a protein of 2460 amino acids. NCBI's taxonomy places the organism in Eukaryota, Metazoa, Chordata, Actinopteri, Pleuronectiformes, Soleidae. The transcript has 28 exons. The record is from RefSeq and is a predicted model, not a curated record. Gene Ontology annotation, cellular component: postsynaptic membrane; postsynaptic density; dendritic spine. Gene Ontology annotation, molecular function: ionotropic glutamate receptor binding; synaptic receptor adaptor activity.
CAGAGCUGCUGCUGCUGCUGCUGCUGCUGGAGGAUGAGCAGGGAGCCGAAGAUAAUGCUCCAUCCCUUUAGAGUGCAGCAGUACGCUGGACACCUUGUCAUUUCUCGAGGUUGUGGCACCAUCCGUAGGGGAAGGGGGUCUUCGUUGUUGCAGCAGUGAUUGCUCCUUUCUUUUUUUUUCCUUUUUUCCCCUUCACCACAGUCUUCUUUAUCAUCUUCCCCCUCGCCCCUCCUCACUCCUUAUUCCUCUGCAACUGGCAAGCGCUGGGCUCCCCCUCCUCUCUCUUCUACUUCUGUCCUCUUUCCAGAGGAGGGAUUUCUGUGUUUCAUCAGGGAUUUUUGAAGACAUGACUCUCUGGGAAUGAUGGUGUUGUCACUGGUGCUCCCCUCUCUGUCGCCAUGACGAUGCCAUUCAGCCCCCUGUCCAGCGACGAGGAGCAACAAAGGAUGCUGGGAAACAAUCGCCAUCUCUAUCCAGGGGCAGAGGACGAGGAGGAGGAGGAGGAGGAAGAGGAGGAGGAAAUGGAAGAAGAUGAGCGUGAUGAGGACGGGGAGGAGGAGGAGAACGGUGAGCUGGAAGGGGAGGAGGAAGACGACGAGGAGGAGAUGGUGGAGGAGGUCAGGCGAGGAGGCCUGUCCAGGGGGGGCAGAGGUGAAGGUCACAGGCAGUCGGGCAAAAUGUCCACGCGGCCCAGCGGGGACAGACAGGUCCGGACAGGGAAUCCUGGUCAGACUGCGAACCCUUAUUCCUCUAACCCUGGAGCCACACACCAACAGCAGACCAAUCAGAUACAGCAGCAGCAGCAGAGGAGGCCGAAGGAGCGCGGCUCCGGCUCCGUGCCACCUGAGGACGCUCACAUCGCCAUGAUGGUGUUUCGCAUUGGGAUCCCAGACAUUAAGCAAACGAAGUGUUUGCGGUUUAACCCAGAUGCCACGGUGUGGAAGGCGAAGCAGCAGGUGCUGUGCUCCCUCACUGAGUCUUUGCGAGACGUCCUCAACUAUGGUCUGUUCCAGCCGGCCACCGACGGCCAUGAUGCCAAGUUCUUGGAAGAGGAGAGGCUGCUCAAAGAGUACCCACAGUCCUUUGAGAAAGGGGUGCCAUAUUUGGAGUUUCGAUACAAGACCAGGGUGUACAAACAGACCAAUCUGGAUGAGAAGCAGCUGGCCAAACUGCACACAAAGGCCAGCCUGAAGAAAUUCAUGGAUUACAUCCAAACCAGUGCUGUGGACAAGAUGGUCAAGUUCUUAGACAAGGGCCUCGAUCCAAACUUUCAGGACAGUGACACCGGCGAGACUCCUCUGUCCCUGGCAGUACAGUGUGAACCAGGUGGAGGUGAGUCCAUCCGGGUCCUCGUGGAGGGAGGGGCUCACAUUGACUUUCGCGCCAAAGACGGACUCACGCCGCUACACAAAGCUGUUCGAGGCCACCGCCAUACGGCCCUGCUGGUCCUGCUGUCUCUGAGCGCGUCUCCAGACUACAAGGACCGGCGAGGGCUGACACCGCUAUACCACACUGUGCUGACAGGGGGCGACACCUCCUGCUGCGAAACACUGCUGUAUCACCACGCCAAGCUGGGCAUCAGGGACGAGAAUGGCUGGGACGAGACGCAUCAGGCUUGUCAGAACGGCAACUCGCAGCAUCUGGAGCACCUCCUUUUCUAUGGGGCAGACUCUUCCUCCCAGAAUGCCUCUGGAAACACUGCCUUGCACAUCUGUGCUCUAUACAACAAGGAAAGCUGUGCACGAAUUCUGCUCUACAGGGGAGCAAAUAAAGACACAAAGAAUAACAGUGGGCAGACCCCGUUCCAGGUGGCUGUCAUGUCCGGCCAUUUUGAGCUGGGAGAAAUUAUUAAAAACCACAGAGAUACAGAUGUGGUUCCCUUUGUGGAGUCUCCAAAAUAUGCUCCUCAGAGGCGAGAGAGCACCCGCACCCUGACGAUACCCCACCCUCAUCCCUUCCUGCGGGCCAACAGCGACAGCAGCAUGAAUCUGCCAGACUGGAUGGCAGUGCCCAACGCCCCGGGGACCAACAUCGUCUCUGUGCAGGGCUAUAAACAUACUGGCACCCUGCGAAGCGCCAGCAGUCCCAGAGGAGCGAGGACGCGUUCCCCGUCCCGGGGGAGAAUUGGAGACAAGGAGGACCGGAGCAGGCAGAGUCGGAGACAGGGGCCUGCCCCCACCAGCACCACCAUACAAACAGCUGGUCAGCGCAGACGCCUCUACAGCGCCGUCCCAGGACGAAGCUUUGUAGCUACUCGAGCCCACUCGGCACAAGGAGAGCGAGAGAUCAGCUUCAAUAAAGGAGACAGGGUCAAAGUGUUGAGUGUUGGUGAGGGCGGCUACUGGGAGGGGACGGUCAGAGGUCGCACAGGCUGGUUCCCCUCCGACUGUGUGGAGGAAGUGAUGCAUCGGAGCCAAGACGCACGAUCAGAGAGCCGUGGGGAACGAGCAAAAAGGCUGUUCCGCCAUUACACAGUGGGAUCCUAUGACAGUUUCGAUGCUCCCAGUGACUACAUAAUCAAAGAAAAGACUGUACUUCUGCAGAAAAAAGACAGUGAGGGGUUUGGCUUUGUGCUGAGAGGAGCCAAAGCUCAGACUCCUAUUGAGGAGUUCACUCCCACUCCGGCCUUUCCUGCCCUGCAGUACCUGGAGUCAGUGGAUGAGGGAGGUGUGGCCUGGCGAGCCGGUCUCAGGAUGGGGGAUUUCCUGAUAGAGGUCAACGGUCAGAACGUGGUUAAAGUUGGUCACCGGCAGGUCGUCAACAUGAUCAGGCAAGGUGGAAACAGCCUCAUGGUCAAGGUUGUCAUGGUCACCCGCAACCCUGACAUGGAGGAUGGUUCGAGAAAGAAAAUUCCCCAGCAGAGUAAGAGGCUCAACACGCCGGCCAUCGCCCUGCGAUCCAAAUCCAUGACUUCAGAACUGGAGGAGAUGGUGGAGCGAGCUGCUACCCCUUGGAAAAAAAAAUCAGAAUUCGAAUCUUCACAAGUUACAGAGAAGAAGAGGACGGUCUAUCAGAUGGCUUUGAAUAAACUAGAUGAAAUUCUUGCAGCAGCUCAGCAGACAAUCAGCACCAAUGAGGCGCCAGGGACUCGGGGACAGGGGCCAAAAAGAGACAGAGGACGAAGUUUCUAUGGCAAUGAGGCAAAUUACGGGGAUCAGUCCGGGGUGGGGGUGAUGUCAUCUGGUUUGGGACUCGGCUACGACCGUGGACAGUACACCUCAGGUCACGUUCCACCGCAUGGUAUGCUGCGGCAGAAAUCCAUCGGGGUUCCCGAGGAGGAGAAACAGUUCCUGCAUCCUCCAGCCAUGAAGUUUGCACGCAGUCUGUCGGUGCCCGGUCCAGAUGAUAUCCCCCCACCUCCCACCACUGCUCCACCGGACCCUCCAUUCUCCUCUGCGCCGCCCCUCGGUUGGAGAGCCAAGUCAUCUCAGCAGCCCUCUGUCUCUGUGUCCCAGUCCACAUCCACCUCUGCGCACUACCAGCCCUUCUCCCAGUCAGUGCACUUCACCCAUGGAGGCAGGGAGAGGGCGGGUGGUCCUGCCACUGGCCCUGGUAUUGGAGCGGUGGAUCACACAACCUCAUAUGCACAUGCUGCUGCCCACACUGCUCAAAGCAGGACUGCUUCGCGAAAGGUUGCCUAUACUGGGGAGCCUCUUGGAGCUGGUAUAGGAGUUGGUGGAGGGGCAAAGGCAGCGGGUCUUAGGAGAGGCUACAGCACUGCUGUUCCCCCUUCUAGUAUUGCCACAGUAAUACCCCAGCAACAACAGACUACCCAGAGUCAACCCCAGCGAACAGACCGCAGUGCAGGUGGGGCUGGAGCAGGAGGUCCUAAAGGAGGAGCCCGGAGAGGCAAGGGCCCCCUGGUGAAGCAAUCUAAGGUAGAGGACCUGCGUUUGGGCCAAGGCACACUGGGGGGCAAAGGCUCGGUGGAGAAAAGUUCCAUCCCCAUCCCCACCAUAAUUGUCAAGGCUCCUUCAACCAGCAGCAGUGGACGCAGCAGCCAGGGCAGCAGUGUGGAGGCUGAUGCUCCUGCAUCAGGGGAGACAGAUGAAACAAAAACACCUCAUGGUCCUCCUCCCUCCACUCCUGCUCCUCAACCCCCAGCCCCACCUUCCAUCCCAGCACCACCACCCCCAUCCUUGCCUUCUAUGCGAGCCCAGGAUAACCUGGACUUUACCAGUCAGUUUGGGGCUGCCAUUGUUGGAGCAGCUCGCCGAGACAGAGAACGAUUUCACGAGGCCCGCAGGAAGAGUGCCUCCAUGUUUAUGUCUGCUGAGGAGGAUGUGAGUCUUGGGGGAGUAAGUGACGGGGUGGGAUUAAGUAGGACUCAGGUGUCACAGCAACAGGUUAGCAUACAGGCCGACGGUUCAUCCACACGGCUGCGCCCAUCCAAGUCAAUUGACGAGGGCAUGUUCUCUGGGGACACUUUUAUCCAUCACACCCGAAGUAUGCCUCCAGCCUUUGGUCUACCUGAGUACUCCACACCUGCUCCGGACUAUCAGCCCAAGUCUGUUCCCACUGACUUGUACACAGCAGCAGGCAGGCAGUCAGCACCCUCUUCUAGCACCACAUUUAUUCACCCGCUAACAGGCAAGGCACUUGACCCCUCAUCACCAUUAGGCCUUGCCCUUGCUGCCAGAGAGCGUGCUCUGAGAGAUGACAGCAGGUACAGAAGGGGAGUAGAGCACCACUUUACCCGCCAGAUGUCGAGUGUGGUGUUUCCUUCAUCUGCUGUCACCUCUCAGCCAGUGUCAUCUGUCGCUCAGUCCUCCAGCUCCUCUUACCUGGUUACUUCAUCCUCUCUGGCUGCCACUACACCCACAGUUGGUCGCCCACCUUCACCCAGAAUCCUCAGAGGGGUUGGUAGCAGUGCGUGGGGUGAGGAGGGCAGUGGAGGUGAGAGGGAGCGGGAAGGAGGAGGGGCUCGCGAGGGGCUCAGAGUUCGAUUCUCUGAGGAUAAAACAGUCCACACGCACCACUACCAGUCUCAGCCGUAUCAACCAUCUUACAAGGAGAGGGAGCGGGAGAGGUCGAGAGAGCGGGAGAGGGAGCUGUCGAGAGAAAGAGAGAGAGACAAAGAGAGAGAGGGUUACAUGAGGAGGGCAGAACAGGCUGCUGCAAAUGCAGCAGCUGCUGAUAGCUCUGCCCAGCAGGGGACACAGUCUCAGGAGCCUCGCAGGCCGUCAUUUCUCAGGAUGGAAAGUCAAACUGAUGCCUAUAUCUUGUCCCUCACCCCUCCCUCUCCUCCACCUACCAGUGCUCAGCAGACAUUGAAAACUACUGGGAGCACUGGCCUGAUGGUUCUUCCUCCCCCUGCCCCCUCUGUUGAUGCAGAUGAUGAGUUUGUCUACGCAGACCCUCUUCCUCCUCCACUGGAGUUUGCCAACAGCUUUGACAGGGGAAUUUCAGGGUACUCACAGCACGGGAUUCGCCCUAACAGCCUCAACUUCCGCCAACAACAGGCACCACCCCCUCCACCACCACACGCCUCCGCCCCCACCACCCCCGCCACCCCCUCAAAAGAACUAUUUGCCAGCGGGUUUCCUGCUCAUACACCCCUGCCCUCACCCCAGGCAGGGGACUCCACCGCCUCCAGCCUCACAUCUUAUGAUAGUGAGGUGGCUAACCUGACUCAGUCAGCUCCUUCCCCUUCCCAAACAUCACCCAAUCCCCUGCCCCCUCCUUCACCAUCUACUCUGCAGCCCACCUCUGUAGCGGGACCUUCUGCUCCCCCGUCAGUUUCACCACCACCUCCAUCUGGAUCCUACCACAGACCCUUCUCCAUGUCCCACUCCCACCACCUUUACAACAGCACUCACACCCCUGGGCGCUCUUCUCCCACUCCCCCCCUGCACACAGUUGCGCCUCCCCCAGCCUACCGUGGUCCCCCAGCGCACUACUCCACUGCUGCCACCUCUACUCCUCAUAGGAGCACUGCCUCCCAUGCCAUGACCACUAGCUGUGCCACUACAACCACCACUGCUGCCACCACAACAAGCACCUCCACUCAGCUCUACCAGGAGCGAACACAUACCACACAUACGACAUCCUCCACCGCCAUCAUAGGCAGUCGAAGGACAGGGGAGCACCACCGGACUCCCCCUGCUACCAAGAAAGGGGAGUCCCAGGAGACAGUAGUAGAUUCUGGGAUUGAGGAGCUGGAUAGCCGCAGCAGCAGUGACCACCACCUGGAUAGCAUCCUAGCUCACAGUGGAGCUGGUGUGCGUGACAGGCUGGACAGAGGACGUAUGGCAGGGGGAAGCGGGGUGGGGGAAUCGGAGAGGGGAGGAGAUUUUCUAGACUCUUACAUGAGUUACUUGGACGGACAAACAUUUGAGAUGCAGAAUGCUACAGCAGCAGCCUCCACCUACCCCAAAGCCAACAGGUUCAGAGACGGAGGUCGCGCUGGGGAGUUACACAGACAGACCAGUACUGCUCCUCCAUCCUUCCACUCCCACAGACGAAGAGAUGAGCAGACGGACGACGAGGUCGAGGAGGGAGUGCUGGAGGAUGAAAGUGGCCAUGAUGGAUAUGGGAUGAGGGACGUGCAGUCUAUGGUACGAUCCACUUCACCGUACUUUGACCGGCCACGCACUCCUGAGAUAAAGCCUCACUGGGGUGAGGGUCAGAUGAGCAGUGAUGGAGGCGGCCAGUCCGGGACACUUUUAGAGGGGAAGAAGAUUUACCCACCUGCAUCCAGUAUGAAGCCCAGCAUCAUUAAUGAGCUGAGCAGCAAACUGCAACAAAGAACCAAGGACAGCUGGAGCAGCCAGAGAACACUGAGCAGACAUAGAAGCAGAAACAGAUUUUCAGAAGAUUCAGUCUCGGCUCUGAGCCCGCCUUCAGCUCGAUCCCUGUCCCCAUCUCCAAUCUCGUUAUCACAGCCAUCACUGUCCCCAUCCCCCACGCCUGUUUCCCAGUAUCCCAACUGGGGACGAUCCCCGUCCCCACAGCCCCAAGCUGCCCCGCAGCCUCCACGUUGCCAUUCGCCACUAUCCCCGACUUAUUCCCCUUACCCCACCUCCCCCAAACACAGACCUGUCUACCGGACCAAAGCCCUAGAAUUCAAGUUCAUUCCUAGUCGUGAGUCCCGUAAAGCAGAAUCACACAUGCUCCAGCGCAGGCGAGCACCAAGCCCCCUCAUCUCCCCAUCAGAGAGGCCCAAACUGGGCCCACCACGUCCAUCCUCCCUUCCACUACUCCCCACCUCGCCCCUAUACAGUGCCAUGUAUGACCUUCAAGGUUCAAUUACUCCUCCAUCACCUGGGAACCCUCUAGGUGAUCCUUAUUUCUCGCCAUCUCCUCCCCUGUUUGCCCCCUCUGGUGCCCCUCCACCUCCAAACUCCACUCUGGUUGUUUCACGAUCCCUCUCACCGACACAUUUCCUGUCCGGGACCUCGUCUCCACCCCUGCAUCCUCUCCCUCCACCUACCUGCCUGAGUUACCCCCAUCUACCGCCCCCUUCCCCAACAAAGCCAUUUGCCUCCAAGCCGCUGCCCUACUGGACCAAGUAUGACGUUGCAGACUGGCUAGGAUACCUGAACCUGGGCGAGCACAGAGAGCGCUUCUUGGACAACGAGAUCGACGGCACCCACCUGCCCUCUCUAACCAAGGAUGAUUAUCUGGACUUGGGAGUGACACGAGUGGGUCAUCGCAUGAACAUAGAACGGGCACUGAGGAACAUAAUUGAUAGGCUGUCCAGCAGCCCAUUUCCUAUUUCUGUUCUCUCACCUCGGGAUGGACAGAGUGAGAGGAGGAGAGAUGACGUGAGCCAGAGCUGAGGUUGCAAAUGCAGAGAUUGAAAGAGAAAGGAAGGAGGGAUCGGAGGCAAUGAGGGAGGAAGACACAACUGCUGCUGUCCAUGGUGGAUUCACACGAAAAAUGAGAGAGGAACAGAUUUCACACAGAGAGCAAGAAAAGGGGGAGUCAGUUCCCGAAGGGAGAUGGAAACACAGGGAUGGAAAAAAAAAAAAAGGGCUGAUGAUCCAUAAAUAAACCGGCUGGCGCUCCCUGGUUGUGGCAGGCUGAUUUACACCCCGACACUUCCCCACAUGCAUGCACGGUCACAAUCAACAAACAAAAACACCCAUUCAUCCAAACAAAGCUUAUGGAGACACUGUGGCUGCAGCAGUUCAUACAUGGAAGGAACAGAGAUUAUACCAAAACCUGGAGGAACAAAGAGAAGCCACUUAGUUUUUAUGUUGUUCUUCUUUCUUUUCUUUUUGGCCAUGACCAG